Culicoides brevitarsis is the source of this 2611-nucleotide messenger RNA. Its product is annotated as probable RNA-binding protein 19. Lineage: Eukaryota; Metazoa; Arthropoda; Insecta; Diptera; Ceratopogonidae. The record is from RefSeq and is a predicted model, not a curated record. Gene Ontology annotation, molecular function: mRNA binding. Gene Ontology annotation, cellular component: cytoplasm; nucleus. Bases 81 to 2576 code for a protein of 831 amino acids. The transcript has 6 exons.
CAAAAAAUCAACAAAUUGUAAACAAAAACACAUGAGCUCCUUCAUUUCUCCUUUUAAAAAAAUCAUUUAAAUGCUGAAAAAUGUCUCGAAUUAUCGUAAAAAAUCUUCCAAAACGGAUUGACGAGCAAAAACUCCGUGAACACUUUAACCAAAAAGGAAAUGUGACGGAUAUCCAGCUGAAAUACACAAAAGAAGGCAAAUUCCGGCAAUUUGGCUUUGUUGGCUUCGAAACUGACGAACAAGCGCAGGAAGCAAUUAAAUUCUACGACAAAACUUUUAUCGCAACGAGUCGAAUCGCGGUUGAAUUGUGCAAGGAAUUGACCCAACCUGUCGAUGAAAAGUCAAAAAAUGACGAAAACGAUGAAAAAAAUCAAAAAAACAAAGGAAAUGCUUUUGUAAAGGACCUAAUUGACCAACACAAGAACGAUCCGCUGUUCAAAGAGUUCAUCGAAACACACGGAAAAAAAGCUCUUUGGCAAGAUGGGGUCGAAACAGAAGCAGAACCAACUUCAGAACACAAGAAAAUUGAAUCCCCCGAAGAAAAAGAGGACCAAAAAUUGGCAAAUAAGGAGAUAAGUGACAAGGAUUACAUGAAAUCCUUGAUGAAAAAAGGCGAUUCAAAGGGAAAAAAACCGAUGGUUGAGCUUUUUACGGUAAAAUUACGAAAUUUACCGAAAAACACGAAGCGACAAGACGUACAAAAAUUCUUCAAACCCUUGAAACCCGCUUCCGUUCGCAUUCCCGGACUAAAAUUAAGGUUCGCCUACGCUGGAUUCAAAACAAAAACGGAGCUCAAUAAGGCCCUUGCCAAGCACAAAUCCUUUUUCAACGGAAAACAAAUCGAAGUUUACGAUUUUACGGCGAAAAGUCAGUUGCCCGAAGAGACGGGAGCAAAAAAUAACGCCAAAGCUGCCAAAUGGGAAGGACAAAAACUCUCGUUGGAGGGCGAAGAAAGCGUUUGCGAGUCAGGAAAAUUAUUUUUCCGUAAUUUAGCUUAUACCGUUGGCGAAAAUGAUUUACAAAAAGUUUUCGAACCCUUUGGACCAAUUGCUGACAUAAACGUUCCCAUUGACGCGACAACGAGAAAAAUUAAGGGAUUUGGCACUGUGACGUUUGUGAUGCCGGAACAUGCAGUUAAGGCCUACAGUAAAUUGAAUGGCUCGAUGUUCCAUGGGAGGAUGUUUCAUUUGUUGCCCGGAAAAAUGGAUGAAAAAGACAAAGAAGGAGAUGAGGAUGACACGAAUUUUAAGAAGAAGAAGGAGGAAAAGUUGAAAAAGACUGCGGGAUCGUCACAUAAUUGGAAUACGCUCUUUUUGGGACCGAAUGCUGUGGCGGAUGUGCUUGCGAGGGAUUAUCAAAUGACGAAAGAAGGGAUCUUGGAUACCCAUGCAGGAGGUUCAAGCGCCGCAGUUCGACUCGCCUUAGGAGAAACCGAAAUAGUGCAAAAAAUGAAAAACUUCCUUGAGGAAAAUGGCGUCUCACUAAAAGCCUUCGAAGGAGUACCCAAAGAACGCUCAAAAACUGUUCUUUUAGCGAAAAAUUUACCCGCUUCCACGUCAGAAGGAGAUCUCAAACCAAUGUUUGCCAAAUUUGGACCUUUGGGGCGUUUCGUUUUCCCGCCUUCAGGCGUGACUUGUCUCAUCGAGUACUUGGAUCCAUCAGAAGCGAAAAAAGCAUUUAAAGGCUUGGCUUAUAAAAUGUUCAAAGGACAACCUUUGUACUUGGAAUGGGCUCCUGAACAGACAUUUACGGGUGAAAAACCAUCAAAACCUGCUUCGGAUGAAUCUAAAACUGAAAAAUCCGAAGAAAAAGAAGAAAAACAAGAAAUUGUCAAAGAAGAAGUGAAACAAAUUUCAACGAAUGACGAUCCUCCGGAAGAAGGCACGACACUUUUCAUCAAAAAUUUGAACUUUAAAACGGUUGAAGCGACAGUUUAUCGUCAUUUUGAGAAAAUUGGAGACAUUCACACGGUUCAAGUUGUGAUGAAACCCGAUCCGAAGAACGUCAAGGCCAAAGUUUCCGCUGGUUAUGGAUUUAUUCAGUUCAAAAAACGAGCUUCACUUGAAAAGGCGUUGAAAAAUUUGCAAUUUUCUGAGAUCGAAGGCAAUAAAAUUGAGUUGAAACGCAGUGAUCGAACCUUGAAGGGUGCGGAAACUGCUCGAAAAUCGACAUCAACAAGCAAUAGUAAACAAACUGGCACGAAAUUGCUCAUUCGAAAUAUUCCGUUUCAAGCUAAAGAGUCUGAAUUGCAGGAUAUUUUCAAGGUAUUUGGUGAACUAAAAGCCCUUCGUUUGCCGAAGAAAAUGAACGCCGACACACAUCGAGGUUUCGGAUUUGCUGAAUAUUACACGAAAGAAGAGGCAAAACGUGCUUUUGACGCGUUAUCAAGCAGUACCCAUCUUUACGGGCGUCGUUUGGUGCUUGAAUGGGCGAUGGAAGAAGGCGUUGAGGACAUUCGGAAACGAACAGCGGAUCAUUUUGCGGGCGACGAUCGAAAACCCAAGAGAAAAGGCAACGCUGUCUUCAAUAUGGAUGAACAGGAUGUCGCAGGAGCAGCUGGCGAUGAUGAUGAUUAAAAAUAAAAAUAUUUUAUUUUAUUUACAAAAUUUGA